AUUUAUAUUUAAUAUAUUCUUUAAUACUGGUACUAGUCAAAGUAUUGCAUUUAACUAUUUAUAUAUUUUAUUGUUAAAAUGCACAGCUUCCAUGAAAAUGACAAUAAUCUCGCCUCAUAACAUACUUUUAAGUACAUUUGUUUGAUUCAAUCCUAUUUAGUCAUAGGGUAUGAACAUUACUUAGCAGCAAUUGCUAAACUGAUGUUUCACUCAGAAAGCUUCACUUUGCCACCCGCCCUGUUCAUUCUCUGAUUUGAAUCCUGUUAGACUCUAUCUCUACUUCAGCAUAGUCGUUAUUAUUGCUCUGCCUGCUGAGAGGGGGCCUUGUUUGUGAAGGGCUUCAGUCCAGAACUCUGGAUGAUGGUAGACAGCUGUUCUGGAAUCAGGGCAAGCCUGCUCCAGCCUUCCUUCCCACUAAAGCACAGAAACACUGGACUGCAGCAGCCUUGGGGCACGCUGGGAGCUUUCAGUGUGCAGGGCAGGACUGAGCUUAUCAUCUGUGCUCUACUGCUGGCCAUAGCGAUUGCCCCUGGCCAGACCAAUGUUGGAACCGACAGAACAGAAAGGGUGAAAUCCAGGCUCCCCAAAAUGCUUGAGGAUAAGCAACAGGGGCCUGGACUUGGGGGUGCACACCACCACACAGAAGAAAGGAGCACAGUAGGCUGUGGAGAUUGUGUGGUUUCUAUGGGGAAUUAUCGGGGUCCCAUCAUGGAAGGGAGUGUGGAAAGAGGGUCUGCCACAGGACUGGCACAGGACAGGAAGAUUCGGAGUGUCUCGGAUAUAGGUACCAGGAACAGUCCAAAAGGGGACAACCAUAGUGAUAAGGGGGCGCCAUCUUACCCCACAGAAGAUCCCAAGAGCCCUCACUCCCCAGGGGUACCCUGCCCACUAGCCUGUGUGUGCAACAGCAGUGCAGUAAACUGCUCUGGAGCAGGCCUGAGGGAGAUCCCAUCUGCAGGGAGCUGCCCUCCCCACACCACACUGCUGGAUCUGUCCAGGAAUAAGAUCUCUACUGUGAUACCACAGCAUUUAGCCGGCUUUAAGGAUCUGCGGAUAUUAGAUUUAAGCAACAACUUGAUUGUCACCUUGGAAGAGAAGACAUUUAAAGAGCUGACAAGUCUCCACUCAGUAAAGCUUGGCUCCAACAGCUACCUCUGUGACUGUGCACUGUCCUGGCUGAAAGACUGGGUCCAGCAGAACGCAGCUCUGGUGCCAGACAGAGAGGAAAUUACCUGCAGCCUGCCCGCCAGCCUCUUCAACACCCCCCUCACUGCACUGGACAGCCCAGCUAUCCCCUGCGCUGACAGCUACGUGUCCUGUGUUCAGAGGCCUCAGCAGCAGCAGCAGCAUGAUGCAGUUUUGCUUUACUCUUCUCUGGACGGGCCUCCUCAUACUGCAGCCUCCUGCAAUGCGCUGUGUCAUCGGCGCACUGAGACCCACUGGAGCCUGGACCCCAAGGAGCGCUGCCUGUGUGGCUCCCUGCCUUCCCCCUCCUCCCCCGGGCCUAGAGCACAGGCCUGCAGGGAGGUGUGCUCCAAUGCGGUACGGACCUCCGUAUGUGGACGCACUGUCAUCCUCAAAGCCUUUCCUGUGCAGGUAAACUUGGUGUUACACGCCCUCAGGUAUCACAGUGUGUGCCAGCCUGUAGAGCUGAGUGCCAGCACAGCCGUGCCAGGCACUGUGUACCAGUGGGAGUUUGGGGACGGCUCCACACCACACAACUCCAGUGAUACACGGACACGCUACAAAUAUGCCCUGCCAGGGACCUAUAGGGUGGGGGUGUGGGCACAUACAGGGGCCAGCACGCUGUGGCAGAGCCGCCUCAUCACCGUGGUCAUGCCAGCCGGCCCGGUGGAGCUGGAGUGCCCCCUGCUGGUGGAACAGAGGCACAGCGUGGAAAUCUGGAUCAACACCGAGAGAGGGACAGAGAUGUCAGCUGUGUGGAGCCUGAGGGACAGCGAGGGCACACAGACCAUUGAUGACUCAUCCUGCCCUAGAGGGGGGCGGGUCUUCUUGACAAACCUGCACUGCUAUUGGCUGAGCCAGACGCAGGAGUCGUGGCAGGCUGCCAGACAGUCUUGUCAGCUGACUCCAGGGGCAGACCUGGUGGUAGUCAGCAGUGCGGAGGUACAGGGCUUCAUUCAACAAACCUUUCCAAUGGCUGGAGCCAUGUGGCUCGGACUCAGUGAGCACAGCAAGGGGGAGCUCAGAUGGGUAGAUGGGACUCUUCUGGACUCCUUCCAGAACUGGGGCUCUGUGAAUCUGGGUCAGAACUGCAUCCAGAUGGAGAGCAGUACCGGGGGGCAGUGGAGAGGGAUGGGAUGUGAGAAGAAGAACCUGUUCAUCUGUGAGAAAGCUGUGGCAGCCCCCCUUCCCAGUGUAGACAGUUUCCUGACGGGAGUGCCUGUGAUGUCGGGGAUGUACCCAGUGAGGGAGCUCUCUGUCUUGCCUGCUGCUCCGGCCCCAGGGUCGCUGGGCGUUGAGAUGAUGGUGUUCCCCGGGUUGUGGUUCAGCCACGCUGGUCAGCUGGUCUCAGUGGAGUUUGUGAUCCAGCCCAUCAGCCAGCUCACCGAGGCUCGCAUCCAGAUCCUGAGGCCCUACUGCAGCCCUGCACAGCACCUCGUCCCCCCAGGCUGCUCGUCUUUGCAGAACCCAUUUGCCUGUUGCUCUGAUGUGCCCCUGUGUAACACCACAGGGGGCUGUGUGGGAGGGCAGCAGUGGUGCCACCUGAGAGAGAGCUGCCUGCCCGUCACCUCCCCCUGCAGCUCCUACAGCCUGCCCCUGCCCUUGCCCCCACGGCACACUGCCACCCCACCUUUCUACUACCUGGUGGCAGAGCUGCCUCUCAGCCUGGCGCCGUGCACAGAGCCCACUCACAUCAACGUGCUGCUGUCCGCUCAGGAGAUCCACGCCUACCCUGACGACAUCCUGGCCCUGCAGCAUGAUGCGGGGCCGGGCUCCCUCUUGCACUGCCCCCCCUCCCCUGGCUCCCCCUGGCGCCAGAGCUUCCUCACCCUGUGGGGGCCAGGCUGGUGGGAGGGGGGGCUGACCGCACUGGAGCCCUCCCUCGACUGGGUGGAUGAGGCUGUGUGUGACCUGCGUGUGCUUUACACAGACAGCAUGCGGAGCUAUGCAGUCUCCCCCCUUCUAAACACAGCCCCCAGCCAGCCUGGCCCCUACACCUACAGCGUAGCGAUCAGCAACCCGGUCAGCAGCACAACUGAGAGCUGCACUGUGGAGAUCCACAGCAGAGUGGCGGGCCUACAGAUCAUCCACCCCCAAACCACCAGGGGAAACAUCCAUCUGCUUCUGAAGCAGCCAGCUCUGGUUGUUAUUAAGAUCCUGGCUGGCUCCAAUGCCACUGCAACCUGGUCUGCCCCAGUCCUGCUCUCUGCAGCCCCUUUCCAACCCUCCUGCCCCCCGGAGGUCCUGGGACAGGCACCCGGCUGCAAGAGGGACACCUCGGACACCUGGUUCUCCUCUGCCCCUGUCCUCCUGGCCUCUCUGUCCUCCCAGCUCCUCAAUAUCACUGUGUCCAAUCAGAUCAGCUCUCAGAGUCUGUCAGUGGCACUGCAGUCUCAUGAGGCCGUGGGAGGGCUCCGCAUGUCUCCCUCUGGUGCCUAUAGGAUGCUGGUAGACGUGUCACAGGUUUUCUCUGCGGAGGUGAGCAGGGGCUCCUCAGUCACCUUCAGCUGGGUGAUCGAUGACCUGACAGUCUUUGCAUACACAGGGCAGACAUACAACGUGGUGUUCAAGAAGCCUGCACAGUACAAACUGAAGGUCACUGCAUGGAAUCCUGUGAGCUCAGAGUCUCUGUUGGUGCAGCUCACUGCUGACCUCAUGAACCCUCUGGCAGACCCCCAUUUUCUAUCCGUUGCCAAGGUGAUGCCUGUCAAUACUCUACAGGAGAUCAUCUUCCGGGUCAAGGUGGACAUCUCCAUCGAUGUUACUCUCAGGUGGGAUUUUGGUGAUGAUAGCCCAGUGGUGGAUCAUGCACUGAUCCCCCCAUACAAGGCCAGUCUGCCCCAGCCAGACCCCGGGGUCAAGCAGGUCUACCUGCAGGACUCUGCCAGCCACACCUACACUCAGCCUGGUGACUACACAGUGCGAGUUCAAGCAUUUAACAAGUACAACCACACUGAGCAGAGUGUUCCUGUGAAGGUUCGAAGUCCUCUGACUGCAUUGACCCUUUCCUUGAAUCCUUACCAUCCUCUGGUCAACCAAAGCCUUGAGAUAGAGGCAGUUCCUAGUCCCUCUCCCUACGGAAUCAGUUACCGCUGGAACUUCAAUGAUGGCUCCCUCUUUCUGGAGGGACCCAAUUCCACAGUGCAUCACAGCUUCACAGCAAGCGGCUUGUACAAUCUAACAGUAGUGGCCAAUAACACAUUGAGCUUUGUGACUUCUUGGCUUCUUGUUGUCGUGGGGGAAAGCAUUAGCAACCUCCAACUGACUUCUAAUGCUCCUAACGAGCUGGGCUCACCCACAGUGGUCAGCGGAACUGUGUCAGCUGGUACUGGACUGACAUGGACCUUCGAUAUGGGCAGUGGACAGGUUUUUACCAACCUCUCUGGCAACUUUGUCUCCUAUGUCUACACUGCAGCUGGGAAUUACACGAUCAACGUGAUUGUGCGCAACUCUGUCAGUAGUGCUUCACAGUCUAUAAGAGUGGAGAUAUACAAACUUAUGGUACUUGGGAUCCUUCCCUUAAGUUGCCAAGUGACUGGGGAAGAAGUCAGUUUCCAGGCUUUGGUGAACAGAAAGGUGAAGGACCUGAAGUUCUAUUGGAGCUUUGGGGAUGGAAGGCCUCUCUCCAUCGUGGAGGGCAAUUCUACGGUGAUCCACGACUACUCAAGCCCAGGAAGCUACCCUAUGAAUCUGACAGUCUUCAGCCAGGUUGGCACGGCUUCCUAUCAGAGAACCGUCUGCGUGGAAGACAUGAUAACAGCAUUGACACUGAACUCCUCCAGCUCUGCCGUGGCCAUAGAUGAGGAUGUGUGUUUCAUUGCUGAUAUAGUUCCUCACCCAGAUGUCCGGCACACUUACCGUUUCAUGUGGAACAGUGGAAUCGAGAAUGAAUCGCCCAUCAGUGGCCUGAGAGAUUUCUGUUAUGCCUUUAGAAAAGAGGGAACCUACCAGGUCUCAGUGGAGGCCAGCAAUAAUGUCAGUAGCCGGAGUGACAGUGUGUUUGUUCAUGUGCAAGAGCUUGUUGGGAAGCUUUGGAUCAGGCAUGAUGGAGAAGAUCUUGGGGCUUUGACUGUCAACAGGACUUACCAAUUCAUGGUGGGAACCACUAGUGGCACAAAUAUUACCUUUAAAUGGGAUUUUGGUGAUGGCUCACCACCAAGUUUAGGGCAGAACUUUUCUCAUACCUAUAAUACUCCAGGAAUGUUUACUGUCACUGCAACUGGAGAGAAUGCAGUAAGCUGGACAGUGGCCACCAUGAAGAUUUCUGUCCUGUCGCCUAUUUCAGAAUUGAUUCUAAGCACCAGCCAGACUGCUGCAGAAGUUGGUCAAGCAGUUAUAAUAAUGGCUAAGGUGAACUUUGAAGGGAAUGCCCAAUUCUAUUGGUCAGUAGACCCAUCCAUCCUCCUGGAAGAAGGAACGUCAACUUUCCGUUAUACAUUUCCCAAGCCAGGAGUCUACCGAAUCUCUGUAUUAGCGCAAAAUCUGGUGAGCAAACAACGAGCCUCUAUCACGAUAGAAGUAUUUGAGAGGAUCCGUGGACUGAAAAUCCUCAGCCAGGAUUUGAUUUCUGGGAGAUAUGUCCCCACGAAAGCAAACUUAUUUUUAACCGCAUUUAUCACGCACGGUUCCAAUGUAAGCUAUACAUGGACUGUACAUUUGGGGGGAACCCAUGCAUUGAAAAGCAAAGGGGACUCGUUGACAUUCCUUCCUAAUUCAGCUGGGGAUCUGCAGGUGGAUCUUAGAGCCAACAACCCCUUGGGAGUGCUGGAUGAGAGAAUCAUGCUGAGGGCUGUGGAGUGUGUUACUGGAGUUAGGGUCCUAACUACAAGAGACAGUGUGGCUGUGGGCAGGCCUAUUAACAUCUCUGUUAGUGUGGAUUCUGGGACAGACUUGCAGUAUACCUGGUAUACAGGCUCCGAUCAGACUCCUCUGUUUUCCAAUGUGUCCUUCCUUUCUCAUGUCUACAGUUCCAUAGGCUCUGUCAUCAUCAAUGUGACUGUCAGCAAUGUCCUGGGCUCUAGUGCUGGCUCAACAGAACUAAGGGUCCAGGAGCCUGUGUUUGAUUUGAGCUUUCAGGUCCUAGGCACUUUGAAACCAUUGUAUGUCCCGUCAAAUACAACCGUGAGGCUCCAUGGCUUCGCGACAAAAGGGACUGAUCUACAGUGGGAGUGGCAUUUUCCUGGGACAAUAGGACCCAUCUUUUUGUACAACCAGGAGAUUUCCUAUUCCUUCAAGGAAGCAUCCAUGUACCAGGUGUCCCUCAAUGCUUCUAAUGACGUGAGCUGGAAGGAGGUAUCUCACCAAGUUACAGUUCAGGACACCAUUCAGGGUUUGGCUCUGGAGGUCAGUCGUUCUACAGUCUGUGAGGAAGACCAGAUAGUUUUUAAGAUGAGCGUCUUGAAGGGGACCAACAUCACCUAUUCCUUGAACUUCACCUCCCUGAACCUCUUGGUGGAUCUCCAAAACAACAUCUAUGAGUGUUCUCACCUCCUGGUCGGCCGUCACAAUGUCACAGUGAGGGCCGUGAAUGACGUGAGCUCCCAGUCUAAAUCCCUGGUGGUAGAAGUGGUGGAGAAGAUUCGAGGGCUAAAACUAGUCAACAGGUCUCUUCCGGUCCUUGAAGCUCAGAAAGAGGUGAGCUUCCAAGCCCAGGUCGUCAGUGGCUCCCAUGUAAGUUACCAGUGGCUGUUCCAGAUUCCUGGAUACCCAGAUUACCCAGCAUUGGGCCAAAAGGUCUUCUAUACCCCACCAGGUGAUGGAAGCCUUACUGUCAACGUGGUGGCCACCAAUGCCUUUUGCUCCAAUUCCUUAACGGAUGCUCUGAUGGUGCAGUCUCCUGUCCUGCAGGCUACGCUUGCUACUAAUGGUACUGAUGUUUUCACCAACCAGACUGUGACCUUCUGGGUAGUCCUAAGAGGAGGGAGCAAUUUGCACUAUGAGUGGAACUUUGGCGUCUCUGGGAAAGAAGUAAUUUACAGAACCAGGAACAACACAGCUGUCCAUAUCUUUCAAGAAGCAGGGUCCUAUUUAGUUGGAGUGAAAGUCUUUAACCAAGUCAGCUUGUCCACUGCCCAGAUGCUCAUUACAGUCCGGAGUCUGGAGUGCAGUGUCCCUAAAGUUAUUCUGAUACAGAGGGAGACCAACAUCCUGAAGUCUAGGCCCAGCUACUUCGAAGCCAGUGUACAUCUGCAAGGCUGCACCACUUAUAGGGCUGGCUACUCCUGGGAGGUCUUCAUGGGUCCCAGCUGCCUGGAGCAGGAUAGGGUUCCCCUAGGGAGUGCUGACGUCUCCACCCCUUUACUGAUCCUCCCCAAGCUGACUCUGGACUUGGGCUCCUACUGCCUGAGAUUCACAGCCGCUCUGUUGGGCACCCCUUUGCUGCAGCAACAGACUCUGAAUAUCACAGUGGUGCAGAGUCGACUGGUGGCCCUCAUCAGGGGCGGGUCCCACAGGGUCUGGUCAGCUCACGAUGACCUCCUAUUGGAUGGGACUGACUCCCAUGACCCUGACACUGGAGUUGGGGAAGAGGAUGAGAUGGAGUACCAAUGGGACUGCGUCAUUCAGAACAUGUCCGCUCCUUCCUGCAUUCCCCAGCACCUGGUCAACCACAGUAGCUUGACCCUGUCCAGUGAGAAUCUGUUGCCUGAAAGUGUCUACAUCUUCACUGUAACUGUCCGCAAAGCAGGGAAGCAAUGUGUCUCCACCAUGCAGACCGUGACAAUGAAGCCUGGUCAGGUCUUGCCUGUGUCGAUAGCGUGCCUCUCUUGCAGUGCCCUUUCCAGCUAUGGAGUGAGUCAGAGUGUCCACGUCACCCUGUCCGGAUAUUGCCCCUCCUGCAGCAGCCGGGCACAGUUCCACUGGGAGGCUGUCGUUCGAGGCGGUGAAGAGGUUUUGGAUCUGGACAAAGUGAGCACCUCCACGGGCCCCUUUUUCCCUGACCUGGUGGUGAGGCAGGGGGUGCUGAGGGAUGGGGUGAACUACACCUUCACCCUGAACGUGGUUGACCCACAGGGGGCUCUGUGGGGCUCUGCCAGCAUCACCUUGGUCCCCAAUCACCCCCCUAGUGGAGGAACCUGCACACUGCAGCCUGAUACUGCCAUCUACCUGCUGGAGACUCCUGUCACAUCAAACUGCACUGGAUGGAGGGAUGCAGACAGCACCCCCUCUCAGCUCAUCUUCAGCAUGGUGGCAGAGCUGUGUCUGGAGGGCUGCAGGCAGUGCCAUCGCUUCACCCUCUACAGGGGCACCAAGCCCAGCUUCAGCAGCCUGCUUCCCCUGGGACCACCCGGGGCCUUCAGCACCAUCACUGUGCUGAUCCAGGUGGAGAACUCCCUGGGGGCCAAGACCACCGCAUUCAACAGGACUCUGUCAGUCUCCAUGCCUCUGCUGCCCUCAGGUUUCCAGAGCAUCACUGAUUGGCUGAAGAACAAGAGCCAAUCAGAGCUGUGGGGCGUGGUGCAGCAGGGGAACCCCCAGGAAGUGAUCCCUUACUCCAUCGCUCUGAUCAGCGCACUCAACCAGGACAGGAAUGUGAGCGAGGAGGAGCUGGGAGACAGAAUCUCAAUCCGCAGCAACAUCACGCGAGCCCUGACCUCACUCAACAUCUCCACCAUACAGGAUGUGGUGCAGCUCAGCGCUGCCCUGGCACAGUGUGUGGUUGUCCCCCAGGAGUUUGUGUGUGAGGAGUGCCAGCAUAGGACCCUUGAGGUCACCCACAAGAUGAUCUCCAUCAUCGGAGAGGAGCUGGUGCGGGGCGACGCCACCCCCACCUCCACUGGCACAAACAUCCUGCAGAUCCUGGGUGGCUCGAUGGCCGCAGCAGACUACAACAACACAACAGCAGGCCAGAGCUCUGAACUCACAGUGUCAGCCUUCAGCCUCAUGUUGGCGCUCAUGAGGUCCCUGAUGCGCUCGCGGGUCCCCAGGGAGGAGACACUAAGCCUAGGAGUCCCUGAAAUCCAGAUCCAGGGCCACAGGGCCGACCCCAGCAACCUGCUCUGCACCAGGCUUUCACAAAACUGCAACUUUUACAUCCCCCGGGCACUAAGCAGCCAGUUAGAGCAGAGUAGGGAGGUGGUGCAGAUCCUGAUGCAGAUGGAAGUGAACCCCUUUUCACUUAGCCUGCCGCACGCACACCCCAUCUCCACCGGCCUUGCUGCCAUGGAGUUCACCACUCCCCAGGGCCAGCCCAUUCCCAUUGCAAACCUGUCCAAUGAAAACGCCAUUCAGGUGGUCCUGCCGAAUCAGGCUGGGGAUGAAAGCGGAGCUAGUGACGUCACAAUCCCUCCACAGGGCUCGGUCAAUUUCACGGUGAAGGCUGUCAACAGCAACCCGGAGGCUGGCCUGUACAUUUCCUUCAGAUUCACUCUGCCUCCAGGUUCGAAGCAGGAGGGGAAUGCCGUUGUACGGAUCUACAUUGACGCGAGACCGGGCCCCAGUGAAUCCCAGCACUCUCUGAUGGAGGAAGUCUCCCUCUUCCAGCACUCUGAUUGGGCCGCUGGGGAACACACUGUCUUCCUGUCCCCCCUGUAUAACGACACGGUGCGGCAGUUCUUUGUGAAUGUGAGCAGCGUCCUAUCUGAGGCACAGGUGCAGGCCAGGGUGACUGUAUUCUCAUCGCUCUGCCAGUUCUUCAGCCUGGAGGAGAAGCUCUGGAGCACGCAGGGCCUGAGCCCCCUGGAGCGGGCCAGCCUCAAGCAGGCACACUGCCUUACCCAGCACCUCACUGUCUUCGGAGCCAGCCUCUUCAUCUACCCAGACGCCCUGGUCUUCCUGCCUCCCGCCCAGGGUCCGGUCCACAGCCACGUGGCAGUCAUCACCUGCGCUGUCCUACUGGCCAUUUACCUGGCUACAGCACUGAUAGCACACAAACUGGACGACAUUGACGUGACCCACGUGGGAGUCAUUCCACUCUGUGGACAGCCUGGCCGAUACCACUACAGGGUCAUGGUCAAGACCGGCUGGACCAAGGGCUCAGGCACGAGCGCCCACGUUGGGAUCAGCCUGUACGGGCUCAAUAAGAGCGGCUCACGGCACCUGGACAAGGAUGGGGCCUUCAACAGGAACAGCCUGGAUGAGUUCCAGAUCGAGACCGACGCCAAUCUGGGAGAGAUCUGGAAGAUCAGGGUGUGGCAUGACAACACUGGUUUGGACCCUUCCUGGUACCUGCAGUAUGUCAUUGUGUGGGACAGACAGACGGACAACAUGUACUUCUUCCUGGUAGAGGACUGGCUGUCUGUGGAGAACGAGAGGAACGAAGGCAUGGUGGAAAAGGAGGUGCUCGCUGCCUGCCCUCAGGAGCUACGUGGGUUCUAUCGGAUUCUGGGUGCCCAGCUGCUGCGGGGGGUGUGGGAUGGGCACCUGUGGGUGUCAGUGUGGGAGCGCCCCCCUCGAAGCCGAUUCACCCGGGUGCAAAGAGUCACCUGCUGCGCCCUUCUGCUGUACCUCUACCUGGCAGCAGGGGCACUGUGGUACGGGGCGGUGGGGGACAAACACACCAGGAGUCGAGUCUCGGCCCAUGUGUUUGUAAACGCAGAGACCAUCGCUGUGGGGAUGACCAUCGCUGUCCUGGUGUGUCCGAUCUACCUGCUCUUCAUUUUCCUCUUCAGGAGAACACGCAGCAAGGUAACAGUGGAAGACCCAGAGCCCCAGCCUUCAGAACCCCUCACUGUGGAGAUGGAUGUGUUCAUGGAGCACUCUGAGCUGGGAAGCUCCUCUUUCCUGUCUCUGCCAGGGAGGCUGGACUCCAUUAUGGACGGGGCCUCUGACUCCUCGGAAUCUUUGGGAAGCAAGAAGCUGGAAUCGGCCCUGGGCAAUCCCACUAAACUGGACAAUGAGAGCUUCUUGAAGCAUUGGCCCUCCUGCGACAGUAUCUUCGAUAUCCCUGACCUACUCUCUGCAGAGCCUGCUGUGAGCCGCAGUCGAAUCCUCAAGAGGAAGAAAGCGGUACUGAAGCUGGGUUUGGAGUCUCCCUCUAGCUCUGAGGAUGACCCUCUGUCUUUCUCCUUAUCUGGGUCUGAGCGCUACCACCUCACUCUCUCCGAGGAAGACCUGAUAAAGUCCAUCGCUGCAGAUGAGAGGGCAGCAAGCAAUUCCUCAGGCCGAGUGACCUCAGACAGCGGUCGCUUCUCCCCUCGAGCUGACACUGACCUCUCCGACCUGCUGCAAAGCUCGUGCAGUGGCUGGUCAGACUUGGUUGAUGAGAGGAAGCAGUACGGAGGUCAGAGGCACAAAUCCAUCUCCUGCAUCUCAGGGUUUACCUCGGCUAGCAGCUUCUUCCCCAGCCCUGAGCCCCCCUCCCACCCUGGCUCUGCCUUCUCCACUCGCAUUGGCGUGUCUCGCCGGCCCCGCCCCUGGCUUCUCCCCCCCUGGGUGCUGACUGCUACCUAUCUGCUGGUCCUGGCAGUGCUGGUGGGUUGCGUGGCUCUCACUGUGCUCUACGGCUCCUCGUUCCACAGCCCGGUCCUCCUCAUGUGGCUCGUCUCCUUCCUGUCUGCAUUCCUCACUUCCGCACUUAUCAUCGAGCCGGCCAAGGUGGUGCUGCAGGCUCUGUUCCAGGCCCUGGUUCUGAAGGCUGUGGACCCAGACGAGGGAGAUACUCUGGUGGAGGAGCCCCUCAUUAAGAGGUCCUCGGAGAGGCUUGGUAAGGUUCGCGCUCCCUAUGGAUAUGGGCUGUUGCACGCCAAGGAGGAGGCGCGCAGGGUCCGAGCCCUGCGCCAGCUCAUGAAGGAUUGUAUUGUGCACAUGCUGUUCCUGUUGGUGGUUCUGGUGGUGAACUACCAGGGUAGUUUCCAUGACAACAACGGUAGGCUGUUGCAGGCAGCUGUCAAGCGUUCCCUCCUCUCCACCCCCCGGGAGGGCCGGAACUUCACUGCACUGAGAGGGGGUGCGGAGGCAUGGCUGUGGAUGGACUCUUUGCUGGUGCCUCACCUCUACAGGAACCCCAGCCUCAGUCUGGUAGGAGUGCCUCGACUAAGACAGCUCCGCUCACAGGGAGGGUGUGGUUCUCAUGGCAACAUAGGCUUGCUCUCUCAGGAUCGCUCCCCCACCCCGUACAUCACACAAACACGGAGCAACACCAGCUCCAAUCAGAGAGUGCUUCACGUGUCACAUGACUCUCCAAGGCUGUGGUACUGGGGGGAGCUGGGGCUCUAUUGCAGCGGGGGAGAGGCAGUGGAGCUGGGGAACAGCUCGGAGACAGCCCUGGAGAUUCUGAGACGGCUUCACCAGUCAUCAUGGAUCAACAGAAUGAGCAGGGGGUUGUUUGUAGAGUUCACGCAGUACCACCGGGACACAGGCCUGUUCUUGGUGGUUACCAUGGCGCUGGAGCUGCCUCAGUUUGACUGUGCCGUCCCCUCUGUCAGUAUCAGAGUCCUCCGCAUGCAGCCCUCUGGUUCGGGGGCAGACCUGCUGCUCGUCAUGAUGGUCCUGCUGCUGGUGUUCAGUGUGUGUUUCCUCUGCUCCGAGUUGCUGGCUCUGUCCAGGGAGAGAUGGAGCUACCUCAGGCAGGGCCGGCACUACCUGCAGCUGCUGGUCAUCCUACUGUGCCUGGGGGUCUGCAGCCUGCACUUCACCUUCCUCUCACUCUCCGCUAGCCAGCUCCGCCACUACCGGCGUCACCGCCACGCCUUCACUGACUUCCACAAGGUGGCGCUCAUCGCAGAGGCUGCAUCCAACCUGGCAGCCGUCCUGCUCAGCAUCCUCACGAUCAAGAUUGUGCGUCAGCUGCGCUUUGUCAGGAAGUGGUCAGUGUUUGGGAAGACCUUCCAGCUAGCAGGACGAGAACUCACCAUGGCAACACUCCUGCUGCUGCUGCUCCUGCUCAUCUUCGCACAGAGCGGCUGCCUGCUCUUCUCCUCCACGGUGCAGGAGUUCCGCUCUCUCGGAGGAGCCUGUGUGCUGCUGCUGUCUGCCCUGCGAGGGAGGGUGCGGCUGGGGCAGGUCUCUCAACAGUGGCCCUUGAGCGGGCCGCUGUACCUGCUGAGCUGUGGGGCCUGUCUGUGCUGGGUGCUGGUCCGCCUGUUCGGGGCUGUGCUGAUGCGCAGCUACCGGGCCGUGCAGAACGAGAUGUACCGGCCCGCCAUGGAGCCCCAGGACUACGAGAUGGUGGAGUUCUUCAUCAAGAGAUUCAGACUGUGGAUGGGCCUCAGCAGGACCAAGGAGUUCCGUCACAAGGUGAAGUUCGAGGGGAUGGAGUCCCUGCCCUCCAGAUCCUCUCGGGACUCCGCAGUGCUGUGCCCAGAUUCGGACACUCUGGAGCUCCCUCGUGCUGACUCGGCCCUCUCAUCAGCCUCUGAGGAGUCCAGCGUGGGUGAAGGCCCUCGACUGGACCCGCGCUCGGAUCUCUACGAUGUCCAGUUCUAUCUAGAUCGCCUGCUGCCCACGAUCAACAGCCUCCUGACCCAGUUCGACCGCGUCAACAAAGUGACUGGCGACCUCUACCAGAUAGAAGUUGAUCUGCAGAGAGCGCAGAGCAAGAUUGCUGAGAAGCGGAGGCAACAGGCCUCCCCUCCUCCUCCUCCUCCUCCCACUGCCUCCCCCGCUGUCCUCCCCCCUCCCCCUUCCCUCUCCUUCUCCUGCAAACCCCUGGAGCUUCCACGCACCUACACCACAUUCUCAGAGCCGGCCCUCCCUCGUCCACAGCCCCACCGCAGCCAGGUCUCUGACUCCAGGGAUGCAGAGAGCUGCAGGCCCACUCGCAUACCCUCCUUAAUGGACGCCGGGACCAGGCGAGUCCCAGGACGAAGGGCCUGGCACUCAGGCCCCCCGCUCUCGGCAGACUUCAGUCAGAGACCCCUGCAGGCCCCAGGGGGAGCGGACGGGAGCCGGCCCAAGAGCGAGGAAGGGAAGGGUAGGCAGGGGAACGAUCGGGUCCCUGUGAAGAGGAGGGCCUGGCACAACGAGGGCACCUGAGAGAAGGACAAGCUGCUGGGCCACGGGGAAAGUUAGAACACCUGCUGAAGAAACUACUCUGCUUUUGAUGACCACAGCAGGGCCUUUUUGAACCACUAAUCUUCUCGAUUUUUUUAAAAAAAAUUUUAUUUUUUUUUCUGUGAAAUGUUGGACUAUUUGCUCCAGUCAUUCAGCUGUAUUUGAUUUUACACCUGGUCGCUAUACCUGAUCUGCUAUUUAUCCCUUGUGGGUUGCAGCACUGAAACAUUUGAAAAGACAAUGUACUAGUUUAGGGUUGUGGUUAGUCAGUUCGGUUAUGGAGGCUUCAGUAAAAAAGUACAUUACAUACGUAGAGAGACAUAAUACAGCACAUAGGAAUCCCCUAUUUAAUUCUGACUUGCUUAGCCAGUUGUGAUUGAAACUUGGUCAGGACAUUCUUUAUCACACAUUGUUGAGAGUAUCGGGAUAAUCAGAGGAGCCUGUCUAAGUUGCACUUGCCAGUCUAAGUUGGGGCUGUAGAUCAUUGUUUGCUAUUGUAUUUGCAGCUGUAAUGGGGUGUAUGGUAAUACUAUACUUGUUUACUGAAUGAUGUGGUAUUAGUAAAUCCUGGAGCACUGAUAUUGCAUAAAUAAUUUUCAUUCCUACUGUGUUAUUAAUGUCACUACUAUGCCACUGUUUACCAUGCCAUGUUUUGAUUGAAGAUGCUGUACUUUGACUUGUGUCUCAUGACUACUGCUUGUGUGUUGCCAUGUAUUGUUUUUAUGUGUUUAGUAUCAUAUCGUUUUGUACCGAGCUAUUGUGAGGUCUUUACCAUGAUCUUAGUACUGCCAUUGCCAAUGAACUGUGUAGUAAUCCUGCUUGUGUUUCCACAGUUACUGGAGCCAGUGUUGAGGGCUGGCAUGGUUUAGAUCCUUAAAAAGCAUGCCCUGUGUGUGACUAACCCAGAGUUAUAGGACCAAAGAUUUGUAUAUGUUCUGUUAAUAAACCAGCCCAGUCUUUCUGAGGAGGUCUCAGAUAGUGUGUUUACUAUGAAGUAUGUAAAUUGUUAACCAUCUGCUAUAUACCUGCACAGGAGGGGUUUCUCAACCCAACUUCAACUGGAUGGUCUGAGUACAUUCAGAGCAUGCACUUUUUUUUUUUACCUGAAUUAGGAUUCAUCUUUUUCUCCAAGCCCCAUGAUUGUUAUUUUUAUGUAUGUGAUAAAUUAAUUAAAUGACAUUGUAUCCCCAAAAACAAGAUUACCAUGUAAAAUAAGCAGUCAUUUUAAACGGUUUCUGCUCUCAGUAUAUUGGGCACAGAGUCACAUUUGUAAUGUGUUAGUACUUCCACUCCCUAUGGAAACCAAAGUAAAAGCUGGUAUUAAAGUGAGUGCAUGCUGAUCAGGAGCCCAGAUUCACUGGGGACAGACAGCUUUGUUUGGAACUAUUCCUUGGAGCGGCAGCUCUUCAGGAUGAGAAGCAGGAACAGUGACUGUGUAACAGUGACACUAACUGGUGCAACUUGACAUGAAACAUGAAAGUACUGUAAUAGCACGGUAUAACAGCAUGAUAGUACAUUAUCAGUUUAUGUGACUUACCAUUGUCUUACCUCAAUUGUUACGUCUCUGAGUUUCCUUCUCAUACAACUAAGGUCCAAUCUUAAAAGUACAUCAUAUUUCAUUUUUAAUCCCUUUCAUAUCAUGUUAUUUUAAUUUUUUACAAUUCCCUGUUGCUGCUUUUAACCACUGCUUCUGAAAGCUGAAUUUGUGACGCUUGGUUAUUUGUUAGAAAUCACCACUAUGGGUGUAGAACAGCUGUAUUUGCUGUGAGUUAGUACAAAUCCCAUUUUCAAAACCACAUUAAAAAACUAGAGCAAUCAGCACUGAGGUGUGGUAGAGGAGACACAGAACAGGAUAUUAAACUGAUAUUCAAAUUAAUUACUAUGAAGACCGUAGAAAAUAUCUCUUUCAAUAAAAGAAACAUUUUAAAAAAAGAAAAAUAAAUAAUGAAAUACAAGUCAAUACGAUUUUUAACGUGGAGAAACUAGAAUUAUUAUUAUUAUUUACAUAUAAAAAUUUUAGUUUGGUGUUGAUCUGUCUAGCUGUUUCUAAAGUGUCAGGUGAUUAUGGAUAACAGUUAUUUUUUGUUGUCACUUUAUAAUACUGAACAAGGUCGUUUUAUGACGGUUGUUUGCCAAUUCGGGUGCCAGAUAGGUAAUGCUAAACCAACCACAAAUAUAUAAAUGCAGAUAGCUACAGGAAACAAGAGUUACUGUGAAAUGAGAGCUAGCACAAAAUGACAGAUAGAGUAAAAGUGAAAUGUAAAUAUGCAACUGUAGUUUGAAGAACAUGUUAUACAGCAAGGCUAUGAGUUUAUCACGUACUAACUUUAGUAAGACACCUUGCUACCUCAGUGAGAAAGCAAGGACAUAUUUAUUGCAUUGGACGGGUUUGUCUGUAUUUGUUUUUUUCUUGCUCGUACUGCUUUGGGAAUGAACGUUGGGAUGUACUGUAAGACAGCGGUAGUCUUUUUAUUAAUGAAUGAAGUUUACUGUUAACAGACUAAUAAUAAAAUAUAUCAAAUACAA
Messenger RNA from Polyodon spathula (Mississippi paddlefish), 16641 nucleotides. It is a transcript of the gene pkd1b, whose product is annotated as polycystic kidney disease 1b. The coding region runs from base 358 to 14097 and encodes 4579 amino acids. The transcript is spliced from 47 exons. Gene Ontology annotation, cellular component: membrane. Gene Ontology annotation, molecular function: protein binding. NCBI's taxonomy places the organism in Eukaryota, Metazoa, Chordata, Actinopteri, Acipenseriformes, Polyodontidae. The record is from RefSeq and is a predicted model, not a curated record. Gene Ontology annotation, biological process: kidney development.